AUGGAUUAUGGUGCACUCCGAGGUUGGAUCAUCUGUGGAAGACACUUCAACUGUGCACCACAUCAUUUCAAUCAUUGCAACAGACACAUUCAGAGGUCACUUCAACCUUUGAACAACUCUUCAAGAUGCUCAUCGCUCAGGAGCACAAGAUCAAGACACCAAUCAACGUUCAAAUGUCACACGUUCAAUCAACAAUCAACAACAUCAUCAAUGAUCGUUCGUCAUGUCCUACAUGUUGAACAGGUGCCCUAUGAUGGUGUGGCUUCACUUCGAUUACAAGCAUGUCGGUUAAAGAUUGAUCUUGAUCUGAAGGAUGUCAAGGAGAAGCUCAAUGAUUGGUUCACAAUCCUCGAACCUGGACGAGCAGGAUCUUGGGCGGGAAACAUCCUGUCACUUGGUUUCGGAUCAAACGCAUUGUUCUCACUAGAGACAUCGGUGUGGAGAACCAUCGACUUCUCCGCUAGAUCUUACAGUUGUGUGACAAACUCUGUAGUAUAUGCCCAUGGAAAUAUUUACGUGUUUGGAGGCUAUGAAGAGCCACAGUACUCUCGAUACUCAAUAUUUGAGGAACAAGAACACACUGCCCCAAUGACUGGCCUGCAGGCCAGUAUAAAUUUGUCAGCAUGCUACAAUGGAGACAAGUACAUCUACCUGUUCGGUGGAGAUGAUGAAACGGGCUACAAAGGAAAUCAAGUGGAUCGAUUCAACAUCUUCACUCAUCAGUUUGAGAGUGUUGGAACUCUUCCUUUCCAGCUGUCCAAUGCCUGCACACACUUCCACAAACAAUCCAACUCGAUCAUUGUUGUUUGUAAAGAUGGAACUGUCCACUCAUUCAAUCUCAACACAUUGGCCACCGCAUUGCUCAUGGACCCCCCAGAUGAAGAGGAGUAUAAUAUUACCAGUUGCUUCGAUGGCCAUGACAACCUCUACAUGCUAGCCUAUGACUGUGACGGUAAUGGUGAUUUCUAUCGAUACAAACUCUCCACCAAAGAGAUAACCAUUCUCAGCAGCUAUGAUAGAAGGCGUCUUCAUCAAGAAUUCCGAAUCAUAUAUCAUCAACCGUUUGGCAUCAUGCUUGUUGGUGGCUACGGCUACACCCUUAUAUACUCUGUUGAUGAUGAUGAAUGGUCUUUGCUCGAUACUGACAACGACGAGGCAGGAAGCCGUGGAAGCCAAGGAGCAUGCUUGGUCCUUGAA
Molecule: messenger RNA, 1197 nt
Organism: Acytostelium subglobosum LB1
Lineage: Eukaryota; Evosea; Eumycetozoa; Acytosteliales; Acytosteliaceae
Exons: 2
Molecular function (GO): protein binding
Source: RefSeq, a predicted model, not a curated record